Messenger RNA from Archocentrus centrarchus (flier cichlid), 6070 nucleotides. Its product is annotated as tensin-2-like. The coding region runs from base 335 to 4948 and encodes 1537 amino acids. Lineage: Eukaryota; Metazoa; Chordata; Actinopteri; Cichliformes; Cichlidae. The transcript has 27 exons. Gene Ontology annotation, biological process: peptidyl-tyrosine dephosphorylation. Gene Ontology annotation, cellular component: focal adhesion. The record is from RefSeq and is a predicted model, not a curated record. Gene Ontology annotation, molecular function: protein binding; protein tyrosine phosphatase activity.
GCCAGGGAGCAAGGGACGUGGGGGGAGUGUAAGGGGAUGUGGGUUGAAGGGUAGGUUCCUGGUGACACUUCUCAGAGGGGAGAAAGAGUGGAUGUAAGAGGAGAAGUGGGGGAAAAAAAAGACAUCGGGGUGGGUUUCAAGUCAGCGUGAGCUGUCAGAGGGGAAGUGCAGAGGUGUGAGGAGUCACUGUGAGGGACGGAGGAACAUGUUGGAGAAGAAGAAGGUAUAAGAGAGAAAACAAUGAAGUGCUGAGUUGAGAAGAAGAGGGAAUCACUUGUCUGGAAGGAGUGGAGAAGAGUUGAGGAAAGGUGCAAGAGGUGUGUUUGCUGCAAGAAUGGGGUGCAUUCACAGUACAAGCACUGUUCGGAUAAAAAACCACGGAUCUGAUUCAGAAACUGGAGGAAUCCCCACGAAGGUAGACCCUGAGGUAUCUCCUGAAAUCCUUCAACUUGCUGAGCUCUCCAAAUCAGGGAACCAUGCCUUCACAUUGAAGACCCCAAAGAGGAGACGGAUAUGUGACGUGUGUAAGCAGAACAUUGACACCCCUGCGGCUUUCUGCAAGGAGUGCAAAGUUACAGUUCACAAGAUGUGUGAAGCCAAGGUGACUCUCAGCUGCAGCUCAACACCAGAAGUGCACAGCUCCACUAAAUCAACGUCACAGAAAAAGAGAGGCUCCAUACCAAGAAGUAAAAGUGUGGAACGAGUUAUGGAGCAUGUGAUGGAGCACCACUAUGACUUUGACCUCACCUACAUCACAGAGAGGAUCAUCUCUGUCUUCUUCCUGCCGGACCUGGAGGAGCAGCAGUACCGCAGAAACCUACAGGAAGUGGCCUCCAUGCUAAAAUCCAAGCACCAAGAUAAGUUUCUGCUUCUCAAUUUAUCAGAGAAGAGACAUGACAUCACCAGACUCAACCCAAAGGUGCAGGACUAUGGCUGGCCCAAUCUUCAUGCCCCACCCCUGGACAGGAUUUGUGCUGUUUGUAAAGCCAUGGAGACCUGGUUAACCUGUGACCCAAACAAUGUAGUGGUCCUUCACUGCAAAGGAAACAAAGGAAAAACGGGGGUCAUUGUGGCAGCCUAUAUGCACUACAGCAAGAUAUCAGCUGGAGCCGACCAGGCCCUCACCACACUGGCUAUGAGGAAGUUCUGUGAAGAUAAAGUCUCCUCUUCCCUACAACCCUCUCAGAAGAGAUACAUCUACUACUUUGGUGGUUUGCUAUCAGGUACCAUCAAAAUGAACAGCAAUCCCCUGUUCCUUCACCAGAUCCUCAUUCCUUCACUACCAAACUUCCAGGCAGGAGGAGGAUUUUAUCCCUUCCUGAAAAUCUACCAGUCUCUUCAACUGGUCUAUACCUCAGGAGUCUAUGAUCCACAAAGCUCCAGGGCAAGAAAACUGUGUGUGACUAUGGAGCCAGCGCUACUAUUAAAGGGAGACAUUAUGGUAAAGUGCUAUCACUGGCGGAGACAAGCAACAGAAAGGGAGGUGGUCUUCAGGGUCCAGUUCCACACCUGUACUGUUCAUGGAGCCCAGCUGUGGUUUGGCAAGAGUGAACUCGACCAAGCCUGCAAAGAUGACAGGUUCCCCCCUGAUGCUACAGUGGAGUUUAUCUUCUCUAAUGGACCAGAGAAAAUGAAAGAUCAGGAAUACCACAAGAAUGACGCCUCCAUCAAAGUGGACUACAACACCUUGGACCCUGUUGUCAGAUGGGACUCCUAUGAGAACUUCAAUCUGCAUCAUGAAGACAGCCUGGAAAAUAUCUCUCAUACAAGGGGCCCUCUGGAUGGAAGCUUGUACGCCCAAGUGAGGAAGCGACGUGGACCGGGAGCAACUGCCUCACCAGCAUCAACCAAUAGCUGCCUCACUAGCAGUCCAACAGUGAAGUCCCAAACUUCCACCCAGUCCCAGCCUCUCACCUACACUUUUAAUUCCAACUGCUCCUCAGUCCCCUCUGAUCGCCUAGGUGACACCUCUCAAUCCAUUCGUAAAAGAGAAAAUAAUGACUAUCCAUUGAGGAGAGGAGAUAGGGAAGACGAAACAAAGGAAAAGACAAGAGGAAAAGAAAGGGACAGAGAAACAGCAAUUUUAGAUGAUCCAGACCCAUCAAGUCCUGGAGGGUUGAGGCGAGAGCACUCAUGUUGCGGUCGAGCAAGUAUGAAGUGUGGUGACAUGGGGUUGGAGAGGGAGAGAGAACCCUGUCUUCCCAAUAGUCACUGUCUUGGACGUUGCAAAAGCAUUAAAAACCACCCAAAAAGCCAAACUCUGCCAGUUUUACCAUCCAAAUCAGUGUCCCCUCAUCCUCACUCAGCUCAUAUGGAGCUCUGCCAUCGCCACAGUGCCCAUCCUCUACCAGAGUUGCCAUGGGAACGUUCAACCCCUCCUGUAUCUCUACCCUUUGUCCAUAGGCCACGCUAUCCUUAUUCCUCCCCUGAACAUGCACACCCACACAGCCACACCCUGCCAGCCUCAAACAGACUUUGUACAGGGGAAGAGUGUCACCUCCUCCAUUAUUCCAGCCAUGGCCCAGGGUCUCACCUCUCCAACCAGCUGCAGCCAUCAAGCCCUUACAGAGAAAUGUUCUUUGGCUCUCCUACACAGUCCUCUGGUUGCCCCUGUCAAGACUGUUCUGGCAGACGAGAGCACCAAUCAGCCUCAGUCAAAACAUUACACUCAGCAUACCCAGACCAAUUAGAAGCCUUACACUGGUCUCAAGGAACAGGUGUACCUCCAACAUGGGAAACUGAAAAUCCAUGGGACAUUGCAAGAGAGGCAGAAUUUUGGCAAUGCAAAUCCACUAUGCCUGUAUUUCACCUCUGCCAACCCUCUCUGGACCGAGCUCCAAAUCUGGAACACCCUAGAUUUGCCUUUGCACCUCACCAGAACUACCCAAUCCCCCAGUCACUAAUAGAUAUACGGGAUGGGGCCAGCAGUGGAUACCACACACCUCCACAGCCACGCCACUCUUGCCCCUGUUCACCUUAUCAGUCAUCUCCAGCCGAAAGUCAUGAGAGCCGGGGUUAUGCCUCAGGGUAUCACUCUGGAUCAGCCUCCCCUCUACCUGCCAAUAGCCCAUCUCCUGGGAGAGGAAGGCUGCCCGAGACCCCAUUAGGAUCCAAAGACCAAACACACACUGAGCAUCACAAAGUGGAAAAGGCCAAGACAGGUGCUGAAGAUGACAUAUCCCAACAUUCAGAGACUAAGUCUGAUUCUAAUGGUCAGUCAAGCACCCCUGGACCGGACUCUGAUCAUGACUACACACUUAUUGGUAGCAGCAGCCCCACACACACAGAAGACAGUGUAAAUGCUGAUAGCCCUUCUCAAAGCCAAGAAACACCUCAAGAGUCCAACACAAGUAACAGCAAAACCGUGAAACCGACAGAAACACAAACUCAAGGUUCAAUCAUAUCUAUAAACCCCACCCAACCAUCAAGUGAGACUUCUGAGAGUAGGGGUCCUGAUGGUAAGCUUGGAGCACCCAAGGUCACGGGACAUGCAGAUGGAUCGAAUCCAUCACAUGCUUCGAGCUAUGCAACUGUCAUUAUCACCCCAGUUCAAGUGCAACUCAAUGGUUCUGCGCUCCCUAAUGAUAUCCCGUCUGACUGCAGCAGAGGUGUAUCUAUAAAUGCUCCAGCCAGUUUAAGUUCUAGCCCUUCCACCACUUCCCCAAAUUCUCCUAUUGGCUCCCCGGAGUUACAGUCCUCUCCUCAGCGCUCCACAUCUGCCACAGACACAGGAGGACAAAGACUGACUCCAGACAGAGACAGCUCAGCUGACACUAAACCACCUUCACCUCUUCCUGAUGGAUAUCAUACACCCAGCUUUCCCUCAGCAUCCUAUUACUACUCAUUACUAAACGUCCCCCAUGUCCCAUACACGGGGUACACUGCAGUCACUAUCCCCCCCAUCCAGCCACCGCUCCCAGAGAAAAAACGUUUUUCCACAACAGCAGGAUCCCUGAAUGGACACAACUCUCUAAUUAGGGCUUCCUCGGCUCCUUCCCCCACUCAUCACGUUACUUUUUCCUCUGCUGUUGGUGAGCAGAGAAGGGGGUCUGCACAACACAGCUGUAGGGAGGAGCCAGACAUCAGGGUGAAUGCUAAGUUUGUCCAGGACAGCUCCAAGUACUGGUACAAACCAGGCAUCUCCAGAGACCAAGCCAUUGCUGUGUUAAAGGACAAGGAACCAGGAAGUUUCCUCAUUAGAGACAGUAAUUCCUUCCAGGGUGCCUAUGGCCUCGCCCUCAAGGUGGCCACCCCUCCUCCCAAUGCGAACUUCUCUGGGAGCAAAGGGGAUCCUCUCGAACAGCUGGUGAGACACUUCCUCAUCGAGUCUGGGCCACGGGGAGUGAAGAUCAAGGGUUGUCAGAAUGAGUCCUACUUCGGAAGUUUAUCGGCUUUAGUGUACCAGCAUUCAAUUACUCCCAUCUCAUUGCCGUGUGCUCUUCGCGUCCCAGAAAAGGAUCUGGUCGGGGAGCUUCAGGAGACGCAGAGUGCAACAAAUACCAGCACUGCAGCUGAGCUCCUCAAACAAGGAGCAGCGUGCAAUGUGCUCUACCUAAACUCCGUGGAAACAGAGUCGUUAACUGGGCCCGAGGCAGUCUCUAAGGCAACCAAGUACACGUUAUCACUGAAUCCACGCCCAGUGGCAACGGGGGUCCACUUCAAAGUGUCCUCUCAGGGUAUCACACUGACGGACAGCAAAAGAAGGCUGUUUUUUAGGAGACACUACCCAAUCAGCAGCAUCACCUUCAGCAGCCUUGACCCUCAUGAUCAGAGGUGGACUAAUUCUGAUAGCACGUCAAGCAAGAUGUUUGGCUUUGUGGCGAGACGGACAGGCACUGCUACAGAAAACGUGUGUCACCUGUUUGCGGAGAUGGACCCCGAACAACCAGCUGUAGCGAUUGUCAACUUUAUCAACAAAGUCAUGCUGGGACCACAGCUAAGGAGAUGAGCAAGCAGAAGAAUUUAAAAAAAGAAACAACAAAAAAAAACAAAGAAACUCUGGACUGUUAGGGAUCUGGGAGAGAUAUUAAAAUGAUUUUUGACAUGUUUUCUAAUGGAGUGUGUAUAUACCAUUUUUCUUUGCAUUUAUACAAGUGGCAUCACUGUGUUUGGCUGUAUGACUGUUUUUAUAAGAGAAUCCUGUUCUGACAAAUCACUGCUCUGUGGGUCAAAGUAUUAUUUAGAGGAAUAGCCAGAGAGUGACCUGACCUUGGUGAUAUUCGCUGAGUAAGACUGAAAAAGAGAUCUUUCUUCUGCUUGUGUUUAUUUUUCCUUUUGUUAUUGUUGUGAAAAUCAUUUUUUAUAUUUGUUAUCAUUUUUCAAACUGUUCACACAAUGAACAAACUUCACAGACAGCAUGAGCAAACGUCCGUGUCAUUUUAAGAACAUUUUCUAUACAUCAGUAUCCAAAGCUAAAGAAAAAAGGCUCAGAAUGUGGCAGAAAGUAAGAGUCAUGUGUUGACUGGCAUAGUUGCAUUUUGUUCCCUAUGCAUCGCUGGAAAGAGUAAAGCAAGUGAGUUCAUGAAAGUGUGUAUUCUGAUGAUCCAAGGAAAAAGUGUCUGUGGCUGCAGUUUAGCUCAUUAAUUACAUAUCUAAAAGGCAAAUCUGAAACAUUAUCAGUUUUGUCCUCACAGCAUGAAUACUAAUAAAAGUAUAACUACGAAAGAGCGUUAACCAGAAUUUAAAAUGCAGACUACAUAUGAGAUAGCAAUAUUUAAAGUAAAUGGAGGUAAGCCUUAAAAUAGAUUUUGACAAAUAUGCAGUAAAUUAAGAGAUCAUAGACGUUACAUGAAUAUGAUCAACUAUUCUUAUGUUAGUAAUAUCAUAAUGAGAAAGUAUAGUUUUCCUGUUUUAAACAUUAAACAGUAUCCAUUAAAUUGAGUAAACUGUUUCACUUUAAACCAAAGACUAGUGUGAUAAGCCUUUUGUUUUUUCCUUCUUUUUUAAAUAUAUUUUUCAGUUUGGUAUUUGUGUGUUUUCUAUACACUGAGACAGUAUCUAGAUGACUUCAGCACAAUUAUUAUUUUUCAUAUUCGUUUUUAUGUAAAAGAAGUAAUAUAUUUUAGGUGUC